Messenger RNA from Lathyrus sativus (Indian pea), 597 nucleotides. NCBI's taxonomy places the organism in Eukaryota, Viridiplantae, Streptophyta, Magnoliopsida, Fabales, Fabaceae. The record is from the annotation of a GenBank genome assembly.
AUGGAUAGAGUGCAGAGUAGUUCCACAUUACAUCCUGAGAUUGUAUUAAGGAGGAAGUUUGUGCUUUCUGCUUUGGUCACGCGGCUGUUGUUUUUCCAACUUUUAUCUUCUGAUGCGAAGACGAAAAAUAUGAAUCCGUAUAAUGAAAAACGUGUGUUACAACAAAAUAGGAAUAUACAAAAACAAAACAAUGUACCAGAUGGCUUCCCAAAUUUUAUUAGAGAAGGUUUUGAAGUUAAAGUGAUAGCACCAGAUGACUAUAUAAAAUGUGAUUCGGGGCUAAUAUACCGAGAUUUUGAAGUUGGUACAGGUGAUUGUCCAAAGGAUGGUGAGCAGGUCACAUUUCACUAUGUUGGCUAUGACGAAUCUGGCCGCCGUAUUGAAAGUACUUAUUUGCAACGUUUUCCUGCCAAAAUUCGCAUGGGUAACAACGCAUUGGUUCCUGGAUUUGAAGAAGGAAUUAGAGACAUGAAAGCUGGUGGAAAGAGAAGAAUAAUUGUCCCCCCUAAUCUUGGACCCCCGUUGCAUGUCAUAGAUGGGAUUCCACAAUUUAUCUUUGUUCGAUCAAGGUAUACUAUUGAGGUUAGGCUUUUAUAA